CAAAAUUGUAUCUCCGCUCCCCCCCUUUCUUGCCCACUCUUAUUUGCAAGCUGCAUCUGCCUCUCAAAAAAUUGAGGGGUUCGGGGAAGAGCGGGGGGCCGUAAAUCAGAGUUAGACCUGCAGUACCCCCCGCACUUCGAGGGCAACCAUGACCGAAGAGAGCGCUGAUGUUCCCAGGGAGUUGAUAGAAAGCAUAAAGGAUGUUAUUGGCAGGAAGAUAAAAAUUGCAGUGAAGAAGAAAGUAAAAUUGGAAGUUAAGGGAGACAAAGUUGAAAACAAAGUACUGGUGCUUACAUCAUGCCGAGCCUUCCUUGUGACAGCGCGAAUCCCCACCAAGCUUGAGUUAACCUUCAGCUAUUUGGAGAUUCACGGAGUCAUCUGCUGCAAGCCAGCUCAGAUGGUUGUGGAAACUGAGAAGUGCAGCAUCUCCAUGAAGAUGGCGUCGCCCGAGGAUGUCAUUGACGUGCUGGCUCACAUUGGCACCUGCCUGCGGAAGAUAUUUCCUGGCCUCUCUCCAGUAAGAAUCAUGAAAAGAGUGUCCGUGGAGCCAUCUGAGCGCCUAGCUAGUCUCCAGGCUCUGUGGGACAGCCAGACCGUGGCCGAGCAGGGACCCUGUGGUGGAUUUUCUCAGAUGUAUGCCUGUGCUUGUGACUGGCUUGGAUUUUCAUACAGGGAAGAAGUACAAUGGGAUGUGGAUACAAUUUAUCUGACACAAGACACCAGGGAAUUGAAUUUACAAGAUUUUAGUCAUCUUGACCACAGGGACCUAAUACCUAUCAUUGCUGCUCUGGAAUACAAUCAGUGGUUCACAAAGCUGUCCUCUAAGGAUCUAAAACUGUCCACUGAUGUCUGUGAACAGAUCUUGAGGGUGGUGAGUAGGUCCAAUCGACUGGAAGAAUUGGUAUUGGAAAACGCUGGACUUAGAACAGAUUUUGCACAAAAACUGGCCAGCGCUCUAGCGCAUAAUCCCAACUCAGGACUCCACACAAUUAACCUUGCUGGCAACCCACUGGAGGACAGAGGUGUAUCCUCUUUAAGUGUUCAAUUUGCCAAACUCCCAAAAGGAUUAAAGUAUUUAAAUUUAUCUAAAACCUCAUUAUCACCUAAAGGGGUGAACAGCCUUUCUCAGUCACUCAGUGCCAACCCAUUGACCGCCUCCACCCUCAUCCAUCUCGACCUCUCAGGGAAUGUCCUUCGUGGCGAUGACCUCUCGCACAUGUACAAUUUUUUGGCCCAGCCAAAUGCCAUUGCUCAUCUGGAUUUAUCCAAUACAGAAUGUUCCCUGGAAAUGGUCUGUGGAGCUCUUCUCCGUGGAUGCCUUCAGUAUUUAGCUGUGCUCAAUCUCUCCAGAACUGUAUUCUCUCACCGUAAAGGAAAAGAAGUACCCCCAUCUUUCAAGCAGUUUUUUAGUAGUUCUCUGGCUUUGAUGCAAAUCAACCUUUCAGGCACAAAACUGUCUCCUGAGCCCUUGAAAGCGCUGUUAUUGGGCCUGGCUUGUAAUCAUAGUUUGAAAGGGGUUUCUCUUGAUCUCAGCAACUGUGAGCUGAGAUCAGGAGGUGCUCAAGUAUUAGAAGGCUGCAUCGCUGAAAUCCACAACAUCACCAGCUUAGACAUCUCUGACAAUGGUUUAGAAUCUGACCUAUCUACCUUAAUAGUGUGGCUCGGUAAAAACAGAUCAAUACAACACCUGGCGUUAGGCAGAAAUUUUAAUAAUAUGAAAUCCAAAAAUCUGACACCUGUAUUGGACAACUUAGUACAGAUGAUUCAAGAUGAAGAAUCACCUCUGCAGUCCUUGUCUCUGGCUGACUCAAAACUCAAGACCGAGGUCACCAUCAUCAUCAAUGCCCUGGGAAGCAACACCUCCUUGACCAAAGUGGACAUUAGUGGGAACGGAAUGGGGGACAUGGGAGCAAAGAUGCUGGCCAAAGCACUGCAGAUCAACACCAAGCUCAGGACUGUGAUAUGGGACAAGAACAACAUCACUGCACAAGGCUUUCAAGAUAUAGCUGUUGCUAUGGAAAAGAACUAUACAUUGAGAUUUAUGCCAAUUCCUAUGUAUGAUGCUUCUCAAGCCCUAAAAACAAACCCUGAAAAGACAGAAGAAGCUCUGCAAAAGAUAGAAAACUAUCUGCUACGGAAUCACGAGACUAGAAAAUACCUUCAAGAGCAGGCUUACCGCCUACAGCAGGGUAUUGUCACCAGCACCACCCAGCAGAUGAUUGACAGAAUAUGCGUGAAAGUACAAGAUCAUCUCAACUCCUUACGUAACUGUGGGGGAGAUGCUAUCCAGGAAGAUUUAAAGGCAGCAGAACGGCUCGUGCGUGAUGCUAAGAACUCUAAAACGUUGUUACCAAAUUUAUACCAUGUUGGUGGUGCGUCUUGGGCAGGAGCCACUGGCUUAUUAUCCAGUCCAAUUCAGGAGACCCUGGAAUCAAUGGCUGGUGAAGUUACAAGAGUUGUUGAUGAACAACUAAAGGCAUUGCUUGAGUCCAUGGUUGAUGCUGCUGAGAAUCUUUGUCCCAGUGUGAUGAAAAAAGCCCACAUUCGACAAGACUUGAUUCGUGCCAGCACCGAAAAGAUUUCCAUUCCACGUACCUUUGUAAAAAAUGUCCUGUUGGAGCAGUCUGGAAUUGAUAUCCUUAACAAAAUUAGUGAAGUAAAGUUGACAGUGGCUUCCUUCCUGUCUGAUCGAAUUGUGGAUGAAAUCCUGGAUGCACUCUCACAUUGCCAUCAUAAACUGGCUGACCAUUUCAGCAGACGUGGCAAGACCCUUCCUCAACAAGAGUCCUCAGAGAUCGAGCUGGCUGAGGAAAAGCCAGUUAAACGCUCCAUCAUCACAGUGGAGGAGCUAACAGAGAUAGAGCGUUUGGAAGAUCUGGAUACCUGUAUGAUGACUCCUAAAUCCAAAAGAAAGAGUAUCCAUAGCCGAAUGCUACGGCCUGUUUCUAGGGCCUUUGAAAUGGAGUUUGAUCUAGAUAAAGCACUAGAAGAGGUGCCAAUUCACAUUGAAGACCCACCCUUCCCAUCCAUCAGACAAGAGAAGUGGAGUUCAGGAUUUAUUUCCGAGUUGCCCUCUGAAGAGGGGAAGAGGCUGGAGCACUUUACCAAGUUACGCCCCAAACGAAAUAAGAAGCAGCAGCCUACCCAAGCAGCGGUUUGUGCUGCCAACAUAGUAUCCCAAGAUGGUGAACAGAACGGUCUUAUGGGGAGAGUGGACGAAGGUGUAGAUGAGUUUUUCACCAAGAAGGUGACCAAAAUGGAUUCUAAGAAAUGGUCAACAAGAGGCUCAGAGUCCCAAGAGCUUAGUGAAGGAGGAGAUGAAAAGAAAAAGCGAGAUUCUUGGAAAAGUGGUGGCUUUCUCAAUUUAAUCAAAUCCCGGUCCAAAUCAGAGCGGCCACCAACAGUCUUGAUGACAGAAGAACCCUCCUCCCCGAAAGGGUCAGUCAGAAGUCAAGCUGUGGACACUCCCAGGAAAGACACAAAGGCAGCCGAGCACAUUGGCAGUUCUGAACAACGGAUAGAGGAGAUAAAAACACCUGACUCCUUUGAAGAUAAUCAAGGGGAAGAAACCGGGAAGGUGGACCGGAGUGACAGCAAGAGCAGCCCGCAGGGUGGGCGAAGGUAUGGGGUGCAGGUGAUGGGCAGUGGACUGCUGGCAGAGAUGAAGGCCAAGCAAGAGAAGAGAGCUGCUUGUGCGCAGAAGAAGCUUGUGAACGACGCCAUAUCCCAGGAUUCUUCCAGCCCAGCCUUGAGCAACAUGGAACGGCUGGAUGGAGGUGGUGCAGGUCUUCCAGAGAGCCGCUUUGGUUUGGGAACACCAGAAAAGAAUGCCAAAGCUGAACCCAAAGUGGAAGGGGGCUCCAGGUCUUGCAGCUCUUCCAGCACACCUCCUAGCCCAAAGCCCCUCCUGCAGUCCCCCAAACCCAGCCUGGUGACACGGCCCAUCAUCCCACAGAAACCAAGAACCACCUCAAGGCCUGAGGACAUCCUAGACUCUCCAUCUGGCUCAAGUUCCCAUAAAGUUGCUCUUCUUCCACCGGUCCUGAAAAAAGUUCCUUCAGACAAGGAGAGAGAUGGCCAGAGUAGCCCCCAGCCAAGUCCCAGGACGUUUUCCCAGGAAAUUUCAAGGAGAAGCUGGGGCCAGCAGGCCCAGGAGUAUCAAGAACAAAAGCAGCGGUCCUCCAGUAAAGAUGGCCAUCAAGGCAGCAAAUCUAGUGACUCCGGGGAAGAAGCAGAAAAAGAGUUUAUUUUUGUGUAAAGGUCACCCCUGCAGAAGUCUUCCUGUGCAGGGUGCAUUUGUUAGCCAUCAGAGAGGAGCCGAGGACAACACCUCUUCUUCCCAGGCAUUCUUCUCUUGGUGCUUUAUUCUCUUCUUUUUCUUUCUUUCUUUCCUUUUUCUUUUCUUGGAAUAUAGAAACAGAUCCAUUUCUUGGUAAUUGAAGCACAUUUGUUGGGUCUUCCUCCAACCCUUAGCAUUUGAGUUCUACACAUUCCUUCAUAUGCCUUUAACAAAAGCCAGCAAUUAUUCCAUGGGCCCUACUUGAAUUUCUCUGAGGCAGCUACAGAUUGCCCUGCAGGAUAAGUUUUUGGAGGUAAACAAAGUAACUGGACAUACACUCACACAAGUAACACCACCCAGCAGACCAUGGGGUACUGCUGAGUGUACCUGUGUCAAAUAUGCACAUGACUCGAUAUAGCAAUUUAUUCUUGAUGUAUAUGCAAUUGCACAUUGUAAUUAUGUUAACAGAGCACACUAAUAAAUAAUUUGUAUACAUUAUAUAUAUUAGAUCUUGGGUAUGGUUUUUACAGUCUCCCAUGGGGAACUUCUUCCUUCCUGAUGUGAAAUUGUACAUUUAAAGUUGGUUGGUGACCUUCGUGUACCAUCAACAAGCACAGCUAAGAACAGAGUGAGAGAGGCCCACAGCUGAU
Messenger RNA from Propithecus coquereli (Coquerel's sifaka), 4929 nucleotides. RefSeq names its product leucine rich repeat containing 16A (gene CARMIL1). Gene Ontology annotation, cellular component: plasma membrane; lamellipodium. Lineage: Eukaryota; Metazoa; Chordata; Mammalia; Primates; Indriidae. Gene Ontology annotation, molecular function: protein binding. Gene Ontology annotation, biological process: cell migration; regulation of Arp2/3 complex-mediated actin nucleation. The coding region runs from base 149 to 4258 and encodes 1369 amino acids. The transcript is spliced from 37 exons. The record is from RefSeq and is a predicted model, not a curated record.